Messenger RNA from Planococcus citri (citrus mealybug), 1736 nucleotides. RefSeq lists its product as uncharacterized. The record is from RefSeq and is a predicted model, not a curated record. The transcript is spliced from 4 exons. The coding region runs from base 350 to 1627 and encodes 425 amino acids. NCBI's taxonomy places the organism in Eukaryota, Metazoa, Arthropoda, Insecta, Hemiptera, Pseudococcidae.
AGAUUUUUUUGUUAACCUAUUCGCUCACCUGUAGAGUGUAGAAGUGUAGAUGUUAUGCACCCUUACUAAAUAACCAUAACCUUGAUAGCCGGUUUCUCGUUAAUAUCAUACUUAUAUGUGUUCGUCGCACUAAGUAAACCGCAUGGAAAUCUACCUAAAAUUAUCCCAUUAGUAAACAUCUUCCGGAUACAGUGGAAACACGAUCUCUUUGUAAUAUGUGCUUAGCUAACGAGUAACGUGUGAUUUGUAUAGCAGUUUUAUAUGUUUUCUCAUAUCUAAGUGAUUUUUUUGCACUAAAAGUUCUCAAUUUGGUUGAAUAUAAAUUUUGGCAGAUAUUCAUCCAAUUAGUAUGCGCUACGUAGCAUUCGCAUUCGUAUCAUGGCUGGUGAUCGGAACAGCAUUAUCAGCCAACGUGGAUUUUUCAAAGGCAUAUGACGAGAAAGUUUGCAAUAACGAGCCUUCGUGUAAUCUCAUCAAUGAACCGAAUUUGACAGAGGACCGUCGUACUUUGUGGAAAAGAGAUUGUAUGUGCGAUUCCGAAUGCGUUAAAUAUGGCGAUUGCUGCGCAGAUUCUGAAUUCUAUAACGCAGUCAAUGGAAGCAGAACACUUUACACUUGUUCGUCGAGUUCACGAAUGUACAUGUUAACGAAUUGUCCUGACGGGUACGCAGAUCAAGAAAUGGUAUCAAAAUGUCAAGCUUCUACACAACCUUCCACCGGUGACAAUUUCCUAAUUCGACCAGCAACAAACCUGAACACCCAUACCACCUAUGGAAACGCUUAUUGCGCCAUCUGCCACGAUGACGCUAUCGAUAUCGUUCUGUGGAGUCUCACCGCAAGAUGUGGAGAAGCUCCGGCCGGAUCCGACUCUCAAAACCGAAUUUCAUCCACUUCCGGAAACACUAACCAAGUUUCUACUCCACCGAAAAAUUCCAAACCACCUUCCGCCGAAUCGUUUGAAAAUAAUAAAGUUUCCACUCCUUCGAAAAAUUCAAUACCUGCAUCGACUCCAACGCCUGAAAACAUCGAUAAGGUUACUUCAACUACGAAGAAACCUUCGUUAUUCCCAUCAAUUAGUAUCAAUAAGCAAGGCGUCGAGAUUUCAGCUUUAGGUCACACUUUUAAACCUAGUUUGAAACCUAAUUUUUUCGGCAGAAAUAAACGUCAGGCAACUGGUAGUGGUAUAGAUUACAAUAGAUAUCAAAAAGAUUUGAAUAAUAUUUUAGAAUACGUCCGUUACGAUAAUAAUACGAAACGUUUCGUGAGCCAAUACAACGGUAAAAAUUUCGUUUGCGAAUUUUCAACUCUAGCGCCUAAAAAUUUCAACCUAAAUGUGCACGCGAGGAAAUGUGUUCCUAACUUGAUAUCAUCUUGUCCGACAAACACUGAUAAAGAAACUGCUGCUAAAUGUUUAGCGAAUACCGCCAUCAUAUACAAUGAAAAAAAGAAAACAGUUUAUAAAAACAGAGAAUGUGCUAAAUGCAAUAACGAAUUGGAAACCGAAUUGUCGGGAUGUCCGCCAGCUGAACGAGCCACUGGUAGUUCACUUUUCAGCACCGCUGAUAAAGGAUCUGCACCACCCUGCGAUAAACCAGAAUUUAAAAGCACACCCAUGUGCACAAGUUAGACGUGAUGUGUGUAUUUCUAUCAAGAUAUAUCAUAUCUAAGGACCUUUUUUAUUCUUUGAAGAAUGUAGUAUGCAGUUUAUUCUAUGUAUAAUAAAUUAUCAUUAAGAA